GAAGAGUUUCAGAUAGAGGUAACAGGGUGUAAAAGCCUGUGUUAGCUUCACCAUCAGGUAAUUUCUCCCCUCCUUAGUAGAGAAGAUAUCUCUGGAUACGCCCUCAUGGCCCAAUAGAAACGGUCACCCUUUUCCCAGUAACUUUGAGUAAAGUCCCAGGGCGGAGGCUCAUUGGAUCCCUUUGGGUCACAUGCCCACGCUGGACCAAUCACGGUGCUCCAGAAAAUGGAGUGUUCUGAUUGGCUACUCUGGGGCAGGGCGGGCGCAAGUAUCCACCCCUUCCCCCCAAGCACUUACCUCUGUUCCAGUGUUAACCCUAGUUUAAGAAGCUGAGCCCAAGCAAAUAGCUUUCACGCUUUGUACUGGAAUUCCUGCUUCGGAUUCUCUGUCUCUCUCUCUGUCAAAAAUAAAAACUUUUUUAAAAAUCACAAAUUUCAACAUCCAGAAUGUUGUUUUACCAACAUGCCAGAAUAUAUGUAUGGUAUAUAUCGUCUGGCCACACUGCCUAGCACUGCGCACUCAACCGCCCGUCGCUAUUACGAUUAUUUAUUCCUACCCAGACUGGGAAGAGAUGUUGAUUAGCACGAUAAUACCAGUAUGUUACAUUUUUGGAAUAUUUGCUAUGUGCCAAACCGGAUUUGAUAGAUGAGAAGGCUGAAGCUCAGAUAAGCCACCUGUCCAGAGUCACACAGUAAGAAAGUGCAGAAACCGGCACUGUCCCUGACCCCCAAGCAGUCGCGGGGUCUCUAAGGGCCCCGCCCCCUCCCGCCGGGGCUGCAGGGCGGCCGCCUCCCGUUUAUCUCGGCCCAGGCUGCGUGUGGUCCCGCCCCCUCGGGGGAGCUGCCACUUGGAGGCGCCUGGCCGGGAAGGGCCUGGUCAGCUGUGUCCGGCGGAGGCAGCUGCUGACCCAGCUGUGGAUUGUGCCAGGGGCGGAAGGGGAGCAGGGGCCCUGCGCCCCCCGUGGCAGGGGGUUGCAUCAUGGAUCACCUCUGGGCGCCCCUCUGGCCUGGAGUCGGCUCUCUCUGUCUCUUGCUCGCUGGGGCCGCCUGGGCUCCCCCACCCAACCCCCUGGACCCCAAGUUCGAAAGUAAAGCGGCCCUGCUGGCUGCCCGCGGGCCCGAAGAGCUUCUGUGCUUCACCGAACGGUUGGAGGACCUGGUGUGCUUCUGGGAGGAAGCGGCAAGCGCGGGGGUCGGCCCCGACAACUACAGCUUCUUCUACCAGCUCGAGGGCGAACCGUGGAAGCCAUGCAGCCUGCACCAGGCGCCCACGGCUCGCGGCGCUGUGCGUUUCUGGUGCUCGCUGCCUACGGCCGACGCGUCGAGCUUUGUGCCCUUAGAGCUGCGCGUCACAGCCGUAUCCUCGGGCGCUCCACGCUAUCACCGUAUCAUCCACAUCAACGAAGUGGUGCUCCUGGACCCCCCCGCGGGGCUGCUGGCGCGGCGGGCCGACGAGGGCGGCCACGUGGUACUGCGUUGGCUCCCGCCUCCUGGAGCCCCCGUCGCAAGUCUGAUCCGCUACGAAGUGAACAUCUCCUCAGGCAACGUCGCAGGGGGCGCUCAGAAGGUGGAGAUCCUGGAUGGCCGCACUGAGUGCGCACUGAGCAACCUUCGCGGCCGAACGCGCUACACUUUUAUGGUUCGCGCGCGUAUGGCUGAGCCGAGCUUCGGUGGCUUCUGGAGCGCCUGGUCCGAGCCUGCGUCGCUGCUGACAGCUAGUGACUUGGACCCUCUCAUCCUGACGCUCUCACUCAUCCUCGUGCUCAUCCUGCUGCUGCUGGCCGUGCUCGCCCUGCUUUCCCACCGCCGGACUCUGAAGCAGAAGAUCUGGCCUGGUAUCCCAAGCCCCGAGAGUGAGUUUGAGGGCCUCUUCACCACCCACAAGGGUAACUUCCAGGUGUCUCCAGCGCCCAGAACAGUGACUAGAUGGUUGCAGAUUUUCAAUAUAUGCUUGUUAAAUGAAUGAGUGAAGAAAGGAAGAUAGGAUUUUUGAGAAACUGGGAGAGGAGAAACAAGGUGAGUGGUUAAGUGAGGGUUGGCUGGGUCUCCUCACCCAGACCUCGCCCCAGAGCUGCCAAUCACCCCUGUUGCCCUGGCAACUCUCUCCUGGUAACUUCAAAGUGGUGCUGUUGCCAGGAGACAGAGGGGCGGGGUGGAACUGAUAUUUCCUGGGCUUUCUCUCUCCCUCUGGGGCCAGAAAACAGAUCCGCCACAUCCCGCAAUACAUCCACCCACACAGCUGGGCACCUCACACACCCCCCCUUACACACGUGUGCGCGCACACACCCACACGCAUCUCUGCCUAUAUUCCACUUUCAAAAGCCCCAUCACCCACAUGCUCACAGCCCUAUCCUAACACAAAACAUCCCAUACACACUUUCUCUCACUCUUAUGUCCCCACACUCCUUCCCUUGCACACACACAAGAACACACUCUGAUACAACCAUACCAUUGCUAUUACACACGCACACACCCAGACACAUUUCCUUAGCUAAUGUGACUGCAGCUCUUUCUGUACACACACACACACACACACACACACACCCCACCGUGUUGCAUUCCUUGUCAGAGGCAUCACCUCAAUCCCCCCGCAGCAGAUGCACAACCAUGAUUCACCUCACUUCGCAACACUCCAAAUGCACAAACACCCAGUAGUGACACGUAUAUCACGUCGUCGUGCAGUUACGUACACAAGAGCAUGUCCAACACAGCCCCAUUGCACUCACUAUUCCCUUGCUGAGGGAACUCAGCUCCCAAAUAUCCCUGUGGCUCAUUUCCCCACACCAUUCAGGUCAUGGUCAAAUAUCACCUCGUUACAGAGGCUUUCCCUGAUCACCUGUGUAACAUUGCACGCCCUACACUUUUUAACGGCUUCACCGUCUUUGUUUUCAAAUAACUUAUCAUUUCCAAUGUCUUGUUCUUCUUGCCUCCCUCCUCACUAGAAUGUCAGCUCCACCAGGGAGGUUCUUUCUUUUGUUCCCUGCUGGGCCCCCAGCUCCUAGAACAGUACUCAGCACACAGCAGGUGCUCAUAAGUGUAGACUGAGUACGUUGGCAGAGAUGCAGAGGUUUGGCAUGUUUCUUGUACACACAGUACUUCUUUCUUUUCUCAGAAGCCUGUCUUCAUAUCCCGAUGGAAGGACUUUUACCACAGAGAAGGUCCUGGGAGGGAGGACCAAAGGGUGAGGAGACUGGGGAGUAGACAUCUCAGUCAGUCUGUGUUUCUCCCUUGUUUUUCAGCGUCACGUGAUUAAAUAAUUCAUUUAACAAAAUUUUAUUGAGGACCUACUGUGUGUCGGACCCUGUUUUAGGCCCUGGGGCUUCAGCAGUAAAAAGACAAAGAAGUCUCUGUCCUCGUGGACCUGACUUCCUAGUGAGGGGGAAGAUAAUGGCCACUAAGCAUAAAGAGGAGUUUAAGUAGUCUAUGAGUGGAUAAGUGUAUGCAAAAAAUUUUGCCCAGGGGGGGGAAAAAAAGCUGAAAGGACCAGUUGUUUGUUUCUUGCCAUUUUAAAGAGGGUGGUGGAGGGGGCAGGUCUCAAUGAGAAGGUGACGUUUGAGAAGAGGCUUGAAGGAGCUGAGAGAGUAAACCAUGUAGAGCACGGACGGAGAGCAUUCCAAGUGGAGGCACCUGCAAGUGCAAAGGCCCUGAGACACUGGGAGCACUUUGACUUUUACCAGGAUGCAUGGGAACCAGCCAUGAGAGGUUUUGAGCAGAGGUAGGUUGUGGUCUGACUUGCAUGAUAAACCAGAAUUCAGUUUUGGUUGAGUUUGAGAUUCUGUGAAGUGUACAGGGCAUGUCAACAAAUCUUUUGAGUAAGUACAUAUACCUUGGUCUGGGUUUUCUACCUAAAAUUAUCCAUCCUGGGAUGGGGUGUGGACAAGGUAAGGUCGGCCGUCUCCACCCCCUCUAGCAGGCCCAAACACUUCUUUGUGUCCGGCGGCCUUCACUUUACCCUUUCUUAGCCAGCACUUGGUUUCAGAACCACGGACAGCGCCAGCUGGGUUGGCUGGAACGCUGUCCGCUGUGCUGAAGUUUUGCUUCUUUCCUGGCCCGUGUGGAGGUAGCUGUGUAACAGAAGGAACCAAGGUCUCAGGGGUGGGAUCCCUGGAAAUAGAAGCUCUGUUCGGUGAAGAAGAGGGCUCCGUGAUUCUCUCUCUCCUCUGCCUUAAGCCCUCUCAUGCCCCCAUAUAAUUCCCCAUGGCCCACAAUCAGCCCUGCCACCUACCCCACCUCCUCUCCUAUCUGCCCCCUGCCUCGUUCAGCUCCAGCUGCACAGGUCUCCUCACUGGUCCCUGAACACAGGGGGUUGGUUUCCACCUCAGAGCUUUGGUGCUUGCUGUUCCCUCUGCCUCAAACGUUCCUUCCCCCCUGCCUAUUUACAUGGCUCUCUCCCUCCCUCCUCAUGCUUUUGUUUGUUUAUAAGCAGGCUUCACGCCCAGCAUAGAGCCCAACUCAGGGCCUGAACUCUUUAUA
Felis catus (domestic cat) is the source of this 4472-nucleotide messenger RNA. It is a transcript of the gene EPOR, whose product is annotated as erythropoietin receptor. The coding region runs from base 979 to 1965 and encodes 328 amino acids. NCBI's taxonomy places the organism in Eukaryota, Metazoa, Chordata, Mammalia, Carnivora, Felidae. Gene Ontology annotation, molecular function: erythropoietin receptor activity; protein binding. Gene Ontology annotation, cellular component: external side of plasma membrane; membrane. The record is from RefSeq and is a predicted model, not a curated record. Gene Ontology annotation, biological process: positive regulation of cell population proliferation; cytokine-mediated signaling pathway; hemopoiesis. The transcript has 8 exons.